GAAGAGAGCGGCAUGUUUCCUCACUCUGCAGCUCCAGAGGACAGAUCAAUGUGAAUUCUUCCAUUCACCAUUCACUGCUUCACAGCACAUUUCCCCCCUGAAGCCACUUUUUAAUGGCUCGAGCUGAGCUCAGCAUUGGGCUCCUGCUGUUACUGGCCUGUGGCUUGUCAAAUGCACAAGGCUGGAGGAGUUGGUUUUGGGGGGACCCUGAGCAAACAACCAUCCCUCCCUCAGAAGCUCCCAGUCCUAAGGAGCAGACAGAAGAGACGGAGUGGACGACACAGCAUCUUGCCAAGCCUGAGCCCACAACCACCUCCAGCAUCCCACUUGAAAGCAGUACCCAGGAAAAGGGAACAGUGUGGACUAGCUCUACCUUGAAGAGGCCAAACUUCACGACUGCCACAAGUACCCCUGCAGUUACAUCACCUUCCCAGCUUGAAAUCAAAGAAGGAGAUAUUGCAGGAGUAGGAGCUGAGAUAUUAAAUGUAGCUGAAGGCAUCAGGAAUUUGGUUCAACUCUGGGAUGAAAAGACUACUGAGAUGACAACGACCACUGAGGCACCUGCAACCACUGAAGUACCUGCAACCACUGUGGCACCUGCACCUACUGAAGCACCUGCAACUGCUGACCUUUUGAAAGCAUCACCUACUCCAGGUACAGAGCCAGGGAGCACCCAGAAUACUACUGCCAACUCUACAGGUGAUGCUCAACUCUCGUUGGAAACUGGACAGCCAAAAGAAAUUCCCUUGGUCACUACAAAACCCACUCUUCUGUGGAACAAGACACGCGUCCUCUUAAAGAAGCCUGCCUUCCCACUUCCAGGUAGUUCUUCUUUCUCAUUUUCACCAGCUGAUAAUGUCUCUGGCACCAUGGUGGCUUUCCAAGAAUCUACACGGGCAGGGCAAGAAAGUACCACCUCCUCAGAAACAAGGGCAACCUGGGGAGCAUCCUCAGACCAGCAAGGAGUUUUGCCUGGUGCAAAUGUGUCGGAAUUGCAGGAGCCUCGGGCUAACCAUAGCAGUCGGGUGCAUGGCGGAAUUCCAUCCAAGGUGGUGGGUGCUUUAGACAACUGGCUCUUACAUUCUGUUGCAAAUCGAAACCAAUCACUCUCUAAGGGCAAUAUAGCCCAUCUCCACCUUAAAAACCACCCCUUCUUUAACUAUUCUGGGAUAGUAGUAGCUGAUGCAACUAAGAACCACUCUAGGGAUUCUGUUUCUAAUUCAAAUGCAACUAAUGAUGUGGAUUUUUCCUCUGGCAAUAACUCUGACUCUCUUGAGUUUCUACUAACCUACACUGUGCAACGUUUUAGCAAUAGUAGCACAGGGCUUCCUUCCUUCUUUCCUGGAUUGACGCCAACCGCUGGCCACUGCUUGCCCUUACCAACCAAGCUGUCAUAUUGCAACAACCUGGGCAUGAAGCAUUUCCGAGUGCCGAAUUACUUGCACCUUGGCAGUGAGGAGGAAAUUCAGGCUGCUUUGCAUGAGUGGGAGGGGCUUCUUAAAUCUCGGUGUCACCGCUACUUGGAGUGGUUUUUCUGCUUGCUACUGGUACCUGGGUGUAAUGCUUCUCUUCCAAUAACACCUCCACCAUGUCGGGGAUUUUGUGAGGCCUUGAAAGAUCUGUGCUGGACACAUUUGAAAGAGGGGCAACUUCCGAUAUCAUGCAACUCACUCCCGGAGGAGGAUGGUGUAUAUUCAUGUGUAUUUGUCAAUGUUUCAGCAGAAAACUUCAGCACAGAAGUUGGUCUCAUAGAGUUGAUUGGGGAUCCACCACCAGAACAAAUAACCAAAGUAUAUGGCCCAGACAACAGCCCCGGCUAUGUCUUUGGACAGGAUGCUAACACGGGGCAAGUGGCACGUUACCACCUUCCCAGCCCUUUUUACAGAGACUUCUCACUCUUGUUCCACGUACAGCCCACAACUGAGAAACCAGGAGUACUUUUUGCCAUCACAGAUUCCUCACAAUCAAUCAUCUAUGUUGGUGUGAAGUUAUCAGAGGUGAAAGCUGGGAAACAACAGAUCAUCUUCUAUUACACGGAGCCUGGAUCUCAGAACUCCUAUGCAGCUGCCACAUUCACAGUUCCUUCAAUGGUCAAUCGUUGGACACGCUUUGCGAUCAGUGUGGAAGAUGAAGAAGUGGUUCUUUAUGUGGACUGUGAGGAAUUUGAGCGGGUCCAUUUUGAACGCUCACCUGAUGAGAUGGAACUGGAAGAUGGCUCAGGGCUUUUUGUGGCACAAGCCGGAGGAGCUGAUCAUGAUAAAUAUCAGGGCGUAAUUGCAGAACUGAAAGUGAAAGGUGAUCCUCGAGCAGCUGAGCUCCAGUGUGAGGAAGAUGAAGAUGAUUCUGAUAUGAUGUCUGGAGAUGGUGGAAGUGGAAUUGAAGAUAAGCCACGAUUACCGGAAAAGGCAAGAGUCACUCCAGUGGUCUCAGGUCUGCCAGUGCCUCCACCUGUGACUUCUCCUCCCAUUGCCAAAAAGCCCACAGAACAAGAAGAGAAACUCCAUUUACAUACAGAUAUUGCUGAUCCAAAAGAGAAGCCACCAUCUGCUGCAGGAGUGGGAGCCAAAGGUGAGAAAGGAGAUUCUGGUGAAAAGGGGGAACGUGGUCCCAAAGGGGACUCUGGACUUGGUGGAGUUGUGUCAACAGGUGGUGCCAAAGGUGAAAAGGGAGAAAAGGGAGAUCUAGGUGUUAAGGGAAAUGCAGGCUUUGGAUAUCCAGGAUCUAAAGGUCAGAAAGGGGAGCCUGGUGCUGAAGGUUCUCCUGGUCCAACUGGGCCCCCCGGGCCUCCUGGCACCAUUGUGAAGCACUCCGAUGGCUCUGUGGUAGAACAGGUUGCUGGGCAGCCAGGACCUGCAGGCCCUCCUGGAUCCCCUGGCAAGGAUGGCUUACCUGGAAAAGAUGGAGAACCUGGAGAUCCUGGCGAAGAUGGCAAACCAGGUGAUGUUGGCCCUCAAGGAUUCCCUGGAACCCCUGGUGAACCUGGCCAAAAAGGAGAAAAGGGUGAUCCAGGCAUUGGUGCAAGAGGUCCUCCUGGGCCACCAGGACCACCUGGAUUCAGUUCCAAACUGGACAAAUUGACAUUUAUUGAUAUGGAAGGUUCUGGCUUUGGGGGCGAUUUGGAAAACCUACGAGGCCCCAGAGGACCACCUGGCCCACCAGGACCACCUGGAGUGCCUGGCCUACCAGGACAGCCUGGACGAUUUGGGACAAAUGGGACUGACCUUCCAGGACCACCUGGACUACCUGGAGUGACAGGCAGGGAUGGUAGCCCAGGACUUCCAGGGCCUCCUGGCCCUCCUGGUCUUCCAGGAAGAGAUGGGAUCGCAGGUCAGCCAGGGUUGACUGGAGCAAGGGGUGAACCAGGUGAAAUAGGCCUCCCAGGAGCACCUGGACCAAAGGGAAAUAAUGGAGAUGUUGGGCUACCAGGAGAGCCAGGUCAAAUUGGCUUGGCAGGUCUUCCUGGGCCCAUGGGUCCCCGUGGACAGCCUGGUCCCCCUGGUCCUCCUGGCCCAGGUUUCGUGGCUGGAUUUGACGAUAUGGAGGGCUCAGGGCUACCAUUUGUUUCUGCUGUCCCUGGAGCACGUGGACCAGAAGGGCCACAGGGUCCACCAGGACUUCCAGGACCCAAGGGAGAUCCUGGCACUCUUGGUCUCCCAGGUAUCCCGGGACCGAAGGGACCUCCUGGAUUGCCAGGUCUGGAUGGGCAUCCUGGAUCAACGGGUUUACCAGGACCUAAAGGAGAAAGGGGUGACAGAGGGGACACAGGGACUAAAGGCGAACCAGGUCAAGAUGGCAUAGGACUUCCAGGUCCACCUGGGCUUCCUGGUCCCCCAGGACAAAUCAUCCACCUAUCCAGUGAUGAUACAAAUUUACCUUUGUUGCCAGGCCCAGAGGGCAAACAAGGGCAUGCUGGGUUCCCAGGGCCUGUUGGACCAAAAGGUGAUAUUGGAUCCCCAGGUUUUCCAGGCUCUCCAGGACUUAAGGGUGACAAGGGAGAACCAGGAGUGAUUAUUGGCCCUGAUGGAACAGUUAUAGCAACUACUUCAAAAGGAGAAAAGGGUGAAGGAGGCCCAAGAGGACCCAUAGGACCAUUAGGGCCACCUGGGAGGCCUGGGCAGAAAGGAGAAAUUGGCUUUCCUGGAAGACCUGGUCGCCCUGGUAUGAAUGGACUGAAAGGAGAGAAAGGUGACCCUGCUGAUCCCAGCGGAGGGUUGGGUUUAAGGGGUCCUCCAGGGAUUCCUGGCCCUCCUGGCCCACCAGGUCCUCCGGGCACCAUGGUACCUGUUUAUGACAAUAAUGCCUUUGGUGAUGUGGGCCCUCCCGGACCUCCAGGACUGCCUGGCUACCAUGGUGCUCCAGGUCAGAAAGGCGAUAAGGGUGACGUGGGCCCUCCAGGACCCCCAGGCCAGUUUCCUUAUGAUUUCAGCACAUUUGAUUCUCCCUUUUGGGGAGAAAGACCGGAGAAAGGGGAGUCUGGAGAGAAAGGUCAAAAAGGAGAGCCAGGAGGUGGAGGAUUAUUUGGACCAGGAGCCGCUGGACUUCCGGGUCACCCAGGAUACCCUGGUCCUCCGGGCCCUAAAGGGGAUAGUGUUAGGGGUCCUCCUGGCCCUCCAGGACCCCAAGGACCUCCUGGUGCAGGAUUUGAGGGUCGCCCAGGGCCUCCAGGACCCCCAGGCUCUCCUGGCCCGCCAGGCCCUCCCUCUUUCCCUGGACCCCAUAGACAAGCUAUCAGUAUCCCUGGCCCACCUGGCCCACCAGGGCCACCAGGACCUCCAGGCAGUAGCGAUGCAUCCUCUCCAUCUGGGCCGCGGAUUUUGCCAACCUAUCAGAGCAUGAUGAGCAGAUCUCAUGAAGUGCCAGAAGGGCAACUCAUUUUCAUCCGGGAUAGAGAAGAGCUCUACAUCCGUGUUCGCAAUGGUUUCAGGAAAAUCCUUCUUGAGGAAAGAAUAUCGCUCUCUGGUCCUGGGCUGGACAAUGAGGUGUAUGAUAGACUUUCCAGCGUCCACCAUUCACAUGGAGACACAGCAUCCUCUGGAUCUCAGCGCACAUUCCCGCAACAUUUGCCUGUGCAUUCACGCCGAGAGUCUAGCACUUACUCCACUGCCAAGCCGUGGAGAGGGGAUGAAGGGGCCACCAAUCAGCACCGCCUUCCCGAGCAACCUGCUAUCCAACAACCUCAUCAAGGCGCCCAUCACCAACAAGAGCCACUGAAUGCCUUCUUUCACCAACCCGAGCCUGUGCCUUCUGCUGUCCACACUCAUCAUGACUUCCAACCUGCUCUCCACCUUAUUGCUCUGAACACUCCCUUGAGUGGCAGCAUGCGGGGAAUCCGGGGAGCAGACUUCCAGUGCUUCCAGCAAGCCCGGGAGGUUGGAUUGACGGGUACUUUCAGAGCAUUCCUCUCCUCUCGCCUGCAAGACCUCUAUAGCAUCGUGCGUAGAGCCGACAGGAGCACAGUGCCCAUUGUCAAUCUCAGGGAUGAAGUGCUGUUUAAUAACUGGGAGAACCUCUUCUCAGGCUCUGAGGCUUCGUUCAGAACUGGAGUUCGGAUUCUUUCCUUUGACGGAAGGGAUGUCCUGAGAAACCCUGCAUGGCCUCAGAAGUACAUCUGGCAUGGCUCUGAUUCCAAGGGACGCCGGCUAACAGAGAGCUACUGUGAGACGUGGCGGACGGAUGACACAGUGGUGACAGGCCAGGCUUCUUCGUUGGCAUCGGGCAAGCUGCUGGAGCAGAAGAGCAGCAACUGCAAAAAUGCCUAUAUCGUCCUCUGCAUUGAAAACAGCUUCAUGACUUCUUCCAAAAAAUAAAAGCACACAUACACACACAAACACACUCGGAAGCGCUGACUGCAAGUGGAGGAUGGGAACCCCAAUGUUUCCUUUAAGGAGCGGGAAUGAGCCAUGGUCCCCUUACCCCCCAAUCAGGAUAAUGUCUCCAGCCAGCCCCGCCAAGCAGAUAAACUCGAGCAAAAAAGCCAAAGAGUGUCUUCCUAUGAUUCCCAGUGCAGCUCUGGUGCUGAAUGUUUAUGUAUUGUUUGUUUAUGUGUUCCUCUUGGCAAGGUUGCCCUGAAUACCAGUGUACAGGCUUGCUGGAGGGGAAGGGGCAGAACAGGCUUGUGAAUGCAAAGCAAUCUCCAGGCAAGAGUGCUGCACAAAAUAGCCCACCCCUCUUUUUUAACCCUUUAACUGGCUUGAAUUUCUGUUUGUUUCCCUCCCUUCCAUAACUACUACUAUGAAAAAAGAAAGCCAAGACCAAGUGGGACAUGCCAGAAUUUCUAUUUAUUUUGAGUUGACUUAACAGAAGAUGGUUUCUGGGAAGCAGAGUGCUGGGUAAUGGGGUUAAUGCUCUUUGGAGCCUGCAAAUGUGGGCACAGUCUGUGGAAGCUUCUGCAGGAAAAGGGCCCCACAGCUAGGCACUUGUGGCAGCCUUUGCCUUUAUAUUUAGGAGUGUGGUGCUCAAGGACAUAAACUAGACCCUGCUGGACAUGGCCAUAGUUAAAAGGCUUUUCUGUGUAUGCCUAGCACACAUAGCUAAAAACAAAGUGGGGUCACCAGAUUAUCCUUGGUAAUCCUUCUGAGAAUAAUCACUAUAUACAAUGUGUUUACAAGACAGCCUCCCCAACUACUCGCCGCUGCCUAACUCACAAGCUGACUUAACUGCUCAUGCAUUACUAUCUCCAUAGCCUGUUUACAAUUUCUGUGGCUGAACUGAUUCUAACCUCUGCUGAGAUAAUAGUUACACCGCACAGUUUUCUCUCUUUUCACUUCUCCCUAAUUCACUAUGUCUUAGCUUUGCAAGUGAGCCAGAGAUAGUAAAUAUUACAAACUGACAGGUGAUUUUACCAAGAUGUUUUCCGUAUGAAUCCAGGAAAGAAACUGAAAUAGUGCAAAAUUGAUGUUUUAAAAAAUCAAUGUUGAUUUUUUAAAAAUCUUUAAAAAAAUUUUUAGAGACAAUGUCACACUUUACUUGACAGUUUCCUAAUGAACGAGCAAAUAUAAAAGCUUUGCCAAAGAGUGCAACUAUUGCCACCCUGUCUUUUGACCUCACAGGAGUGACCAUACUGGAGUUGCCAAGCCCCGAGUGUUGCAUGUAGAAGGCCCUUCUGCCUUAAAAGAAUCAACGAACAGACACUGCAAAAGGUCCACAUGUGGAGAGCUGUCUGUAUGGCUUUGUUGACAGAGCCAGAUCUACUCGGAGGAAGCGGCUUACGAGCGCUCCAACUGUGAUGCUCCAUCAAGGGAUCUCUCUCAGAUUUUUAUUAAACCCUUGUCUUAAUCUGCACCAGAUCUAAAAUCUCUUAGCAACUGUUCCCAAAUCAGAAUUAGGCCCAGCCCCGUCCCAAUUGAGAAUCACCUUCCCGACUCCUACCCACCUCCAGCACUGUGGCAGGAACCACUAGGUAAUAAGCCAUUCCAAACAGCUGUAAGUUCAGCCUCUCUUCCAAAGUAUUAAAGCAAAAAGGGUGUUGUGAUUUUACGACAUGGGAACAGCUGGUAUACAAAUAAAUGACUACUGUCUUGUGCUAUACAGUAUAAAAAGGUGUGUGUACUUUUUGGGAUUGCAAAUCUCAAAUUACAAUCAUGGCAGGAGGAUUCUGGGAGCUAGAAUUCAAACAAA
Messenger RNA from Anolis sagrei ordinatus, 7617 nucleotides. It is a transcript of the gene COL18A1, whose product is annotated as collagen type XVIII alpha 1 chain. Gene Ontology annotation, molecular function: protein binding; extracellular matrix structural constituent conferring tensile strength. Gene Ontology annotation, biological process: extracellular matrix organization; angiogenesis; endothelial cell morphogenesis. NCBI's taxonomy places the organism in Eukaryota, Metazoa, Chordata, Lepidosauria, Squamata, Anolidae. The record is from RefSeq and is a predicted model, not a curated record.